GAGAGCUUGAAUGUCUGAAGUCUGAGUCGAUCGAGUCGGUCAUAAAAGUCAUGCUACCGCGAGCGAGUACCGCAACACUCAUUCGAGGCCAACACUACUCGUCCUCUUUUCUUGGCUGAGCGGAAGGACCAAGUGUAUGUUAGAAGGCAAACAACAAACAACAGCAGUCGUAGUAGAAGAAGAGACAGCAACUGCUAACAACGGCUACAUACAGACUAGUUAGUUAGCUGUCUCUGAGUUGACACCGCCGUAACAGCCACUGCUACCCUGUUAAGCUGUUAGGUUGUCUUCAAAGACGCGGUCAUCGCUUGCCGUUCAGUCGCCUUGCUGGGGCUGGUUUGUUCCCAAGAGGUACUAACCAACACACCUACUGGAGAGAGAUAUUAGAUAUUGAUUCAUCAUGGAACAGCUCGGAAUCGAUUUCAAUGCGACGGGCUCGGUUAUGAGCAAAACCGAGCUCGAAGAGUUGCGUCGGAAACGAGGAGAAUGUAUAACGUGCGGACGCAAAUGCUUCCAAAAGCGGCUGUUCAAGAUGAUUCCCAUCACAGACCAUGGCCGUGUAUUAAAUGGACGGUGUUUGAAUUGCAAGCCGCUGGAUGCGACGGAAAAUGGCCUGAUCCCUGCUGUCUCCCGUCCCGCAACCAAAGAGGACUUGGCCAGGUUUUCCAGAAGUCAAUCAAAUCUGGGACUUGGUGGAGGUCGGUCUCCCAGCCGUAGAGCGUCGUCGGGAAGGACGCUCAGUGGGGGUGAACCUAGCUCACGGAGUGUGGCAUCAUCGUCGUCGGGAGCUGGAAGGCCUCCUGGUCGGUCCCUAAGUCAUUCAUCAGCUUCAGCAGCCAACGCUUCCAGUCUCCACCUGGGAGCAGACAGUGGUAGCUCAGGAGGAGGAGGAGGAUUGCCCACCAGAGGGCGCUCUUCUGAUUCACAAACAAUGGAUACGCCUGCAUCUAGAGGACCCUCAGCGUCGUCGUCUUCGGAUCCAGCCAGAAGGGAACGAUCCAUUACUCCCUCAAAUUCUUCGCGACACGUGGCUGCCCCACAAGCGGCCGAGCAAUAUAAUGAUGGAUUGGAAAGCUCAUCGGGACGUGGAUAUGCAUCUGCUGAUUCCAGGCGAAGACUUAUUCCUCAUCCUGGAUUGGAGGCUACUUCUGUGCAUAGUUUAGACCGGAGAGACCAAAGAGUAGACCCUGGCGACCCAUACGGCGAUGCCCUGGAAACGAGAUCGGUACCACACGAAUAUGGCGUUGGACCACCUCACGACUACAACGCAGGGAGACAAGCUGUGAGCGAGGAGCUGCAUCAUGCCGUAGAACAGAUGGGAAUCUAUCCAGACGAGCAGCCUCUUGAACACCCCCCAUCUGCCCCUGGCCAAGAUGAUUUCUACCAGCAGCAAGGUCACGUGUCGCAACGUAGUUUUGUGAAUCAUGGUGAUCAACCGCCUAGACAACGUGUCACGCGGCAGUAUUCCGGCGAAAGCGGUCCAGUUUCGGCACAACGGCACGGCAUGUUGGAUCGAGGCGGCGAACUUUCCUUCAACAACUCACAAUCACAAUUCAACGAAUACAACUCCCAACCACCCCCACCCAAUAACCACAAUAAUAGCGCUGCUGUUACACCGAGCAGCGUCAACAAUGCGCGACACAUGGGCAGCAGCAGAACUAUGGAUUCCAUGUCAUCGGUUGAAGAUGACCUAAUGAAUGGACGAGGAAAUGCAUCCAAGAGGUUCGUACCUCCCAACCACGCAUUGUACGAAGACGAACAAAUUGAAAGCAACAGUAUGCGAUCAGGAGGUACUCGAUCGGUCGUGAACGAAGACGACGAGCGAGCGCUCGAUCGACUCCACGCUGCAAACGGUGAUUGUGCUGAAAUACUUGCUGUAAUGAGAGAUUACCUCGGCUCUACUCUGGUUCAAAGCUAUUCCCUUAAGGAAUUGUCCUGUCUACACCUUGGACCAGGAGACCAAGACGUGCUCGCACAUCACGGCGCGAUGGACUUGAUAGCAGAGUCCAUGCAUACAUACCCAGAAGAUGUAGAGCUUCAGAUUCACGGUUGCAGGGCAGUGUGGAAUGGCAGCGGCACCCCAGAAAACCAAGUAGCUUUUGUCGAUGCUGGCGCUCUCGAUAUCAUCCUGGCAGACAUGGACCGGUUCAUGGACAACAACGAAGUCCAGGAGUGCGCCAUGGGAACUUUGUCCAAUCUCGCUGCCGCCGAAGCUAAUCUCUUGAAAAUGGUUGAAAAGGGAACAGUCGGGAGAGUUGUAGAAGCAAUGAACAAGCAUUCCGAUAACAAAAUGGUCCAGUCGAAGGGUUGCUCCGCAAUUACCAACAUGGCUUCCCACCUGUCGCCGUUGAAAAAGGACAUCAUGGAUAUGGGGGGAGGAGGUGCUGUUGUGAUAUGUAUGGUGAUGCACCCGGACGAUUUUGAUCUGCAGGAGAAAGCCUUGCGCGCAUUGAAAAACUUGUCGUCAAACAACGAUGAAAACAAAGUGGAGCUGGCGAACAUUGGCGGCAUUGAUGCGGUAAUCACGGCUAUGCAAGUACAUCGAGACCAGCCUGGAGUCCAGGAAGCUGGGGCCUGGACCUUGUCAAACUUGGCAUCUAAUAACGACAACAAGGCUGUCAUAGGUGAUUGUGGAGGCAUUGAUGUUGUGAUUCGUGCCAUGUGGGUGCACUCGGACAAUGUUAAGGUCCAGGAGUGGUGCUGUAGAGCUCUGUAUACGCUUACGCUUGACAGGCACAACAGUGGCAUGGUGUUGCAAGUUGGUGGCAUAUCAGCUGUCGUGAACGCUAUGCAAGCACACGUUGACUCGGGUGCCGUGCAGGAAAUGGGAUGCGCUGUUCUUUGCAACCUGGCUUUUGACGAGAGCAGCAAAAUGAGGAUCGUAGAUGAGGAGGCCCUCGACGCCAUUGUUUUGGCAAUGGUGCUUUAUUCGGAAGACGCAAAAGUGCAAGAAAGUGCAUGCGAAGUUUUGUUACAACUAGCUAUUGUGGAGAACUUCAAGUCGAUGCAAGCGUCCAACAUUGGCGAAUUGGCACGCGCAGCUGCCGCAAAGUUCCCCGAAAACUGCAAAGAGCCAGCCUUCAAGCUUCUCCAUGUGCUGGAGGGUUACUGCGAACAAUAUUGAUCAAACUCAAAAGGAACAUAUUGAACUUGAGAUCCUGUGGGAUGGAGCCUACGGCGAGAUUCCCUCGUCUCUUCGCCUGCGUCGGCACAGCUAGCUCGCCUGCCCUGGUCAAGCCUUGAUCGAUUCUGAAAGUUCCCGAUGCUUCUUUUCUUCUCUUGAAUUGAAUGAGGCAGUGCAGCAUUUCGGUGCAGCGAACGAGCGUCGAAUGAAGUCAGCUUCGAGCACAAAAAGACACCCCAGUUUUCGAUUUGAUCGUAUGAGUUUUCGAUUUGCUCAGUGCGGCAUUGGGUCGCCUUCGUGGUUGACCUUGGUACAAUAGUAUGGCAUACGAAACGGAUUAGAGUUUCCUCUACUAGCACUAGCUAGCUAGCUGUUGAAGGUCACUAUUAGUUUUGAUGCUCAAUUUGUACCGGUAGGUAAUGCCUUGAUCUCAAGGAAUGCAGCAGCACGCUAAGAGCUAUUAUAACCGGUACCGUAUCCCUAAUAUACUACUACUACCUGGUACCACCGGAAGCCAGCGUUAUAAUCUACUAGCGAGUAGUACAGUACCUACGUCGUUGUUCGGUUGACGGUUGGACUA
Seminavis robusta is the source of this 3704-nucleotide messenger RNA. Lineage: Eukaryota; Bacillariophyta; Bacillariophyceae; Naviculales; Naviculaceae. The record is from the annotation of a GenBank genome assembly.